Messenger RNA from Hippocampus zosterae (dwarf seahorse), 3438 nucleotides. RefSeq names its product cilia and flagella associated protein 57 (gene cfap57). Gene Ontology annotation, molecular function: protein binding. NCBI's taxonomy places the organism in Eukaryota, Metazoa, Chordata, Actinopteri, Syngnathiformes, Syngnathidae. The record is from RefSeq and is a predicted model, not a curated record.
AUGCUGCAGUUGAAGGCCGUCUACGGGCUCAGCACCGACCUGCGCAACCACCUCCAGGUCGUCGGCGACCGGGUCUUCUAUCAGGCCGGCUACAACGUCGUCGCCUACAACUUCCGCGAGCAGAACCAGCACAGCGCCAAGAAGCAGAUCGCGAUGGGCCUAGUCUCCGCAGAGGCCAGGCCGGCCAUCCUCUGUCAGGAGCUGGGCCAUUCCUCCUCAAAGCGGCGCAAGCUGGAAUUCCCAGAGCUGAACGUGGAGAGAUGGGUCUCGCUAGCCUUCUCGACCAACACUGAGUUCAAGUCCCUGUUCGCCCUCUCCAACCAGGAGCCCCUGCUGGCCUGCGUCUCCACCGACAAGUCCAAGGGGCUCCUGGGGUUCGUGCGGGUGCCCACGGGGCCGGGCGAAGAGUUGCUGGAGGUGAAGUGCUCCUCCGCCACCGAGUCCAUCACCAGCGAGACCGUUUCGGUGCUGGGAUCCAGGACUUUCAAGACUUUCAAGAUUUUGCCUGAGACCGAGAAGAGCUACACCUUCCAGACCCUGGCCAGCUGCAUGCUUUCGUUGCCAGACCCGGUCUCUGACUUCGUCACGCACAUCUGGAUCUCGCCCGGCAGCCUUGAGCCCUCGCUGCUGGUGGCCUCCGCCAACGAGUUGUACUUUGUGGACGAGAAGGGCAAUGAGAUCGAGCGGCUGCCGAAGAGCCUGGUGCCGGCCUGGAAGGACCGGGAGGAUCCCUUUGCGGUGCUGACCCAGUGGUCCCAGGGCUUCCUGGUGGGCGGGCCCUACGGCAUCGCAGUCUUCGUCUACGAGUAUGGAGUGUUCAAGUUCCAGAGCGUAAGAGAGAUCCGGGUGCGGGAGGUUGAGCAGGGCGUCCGGGGGCUGGAGGUGUCAGAAGACCGAGUCUUCAUCACCACUGAACACUCUCUGCUGCUCUGCAGCAAGACCGUCGAGCUGGACAAGUACGAGGUCCUGGGGCUGGCACCGCACACCGGGCCCAUCACUUCGAUGGACAUCUGCAUCAAGAAGCCGCUAGUGGCCACUGCCUGCAACAAGGACCGGUCCAUCAAGAUCUGGAAUUUCGAGGAGCGGACGGUCGAGACCCUGAAGAACGAGACGGAGUCGGUCAGCUGCCUGAGCUUUCACCCGUCGGGGCUGCACAUCGUAGUGGCCUUCACGGACAAGCUUAAACUGAUGAACGUGAACAAGGACGGCGAGCCUGAGCCUUACAAGGAGAUUAGCCAGUUCCGUAACUGCACUGACAUUCGCUUCAGCAACGGCGGACACAUGUUCGCCGCUGCCUCCCAGUCCGUCAUCUACGUCUACCGCUUCUACCUCCCCGACUCUCCCCUCAAGGUCUUCAAGGACCAUGUGGCCAAGAUCCGCAGUCUCUUCUGGUCCCGCGAGGACAGCUUGCUGGUCAGCUGCGCAAACGACGGCACCGUGUACGGCUUCCGCAUCGGACUGGAGAACGAAGGCCGCGUGCUGAACUACAAUCCACCCAAGGAGGAGAAGACCAAGGGCGGCGUGACUGCCUGCGCGGUCAUACCCAACGAACAGUCCAUCUUUGCCCCCUACAGCUGCGCCGCGACAGGCGAGCGUGUGGUCAAGGAGAUCGCUCUGUCGGGCGCAGAGCGGGGCCGCAGGGAGCUGUGCAAGGCACCGAUCACACAGAUCGCGUUCAGCUCAACCUCGCGUAUCAUGGUCGUGGGCACCGAGGAAGGGUUUGUGCGGUCAUACAAGAUGCCCUACAGCCAGCACCAGAUGUACUUCGCGGCACAUGACCAACGUGGCGUGGAAAAACUGCGGAUGGCUCACGACAACAAGUAUCUGUUCAGCGCUGGUCGUGACGGGUGCCUGCUAAUUUUCGAGGUGCGCGACAAGGAGGGUAACGCCGAGCGAUCGAAGGAAGGUUUCGGCUACUCACGCGAGAUCUUCGUGGAGAAGAAGGACUUGGAGCAGCUGAAGAGUGAUGAAGAGGAGAAGGUGGAGAUUGACAACACCCUCACCUCGGCCAGUCGAGACGAGCUCAACGCGCUGCGGGAGGGGCUCAAGAAACAAGGCGAGAACUGGGCGCGGGAAUACGAGACACUGAUGGAGCGGAAGAAGCGCAUCGAGGCCGAAAAUCGGGAGGAGCUGAAGGCGAAGAAGGACGAGUACGACAACUUCCUGCAGUUCUUCGACAACAGCCAGGGCAAGCGCGUGGUUGAGGAGAACGCUGCCUUUGAUUCGCACAAACGCCAGCUCGAGGUCGAAGGGGCCAACAAUGCCCGGGAGUGCAAGCUUCAGCAGGACAGCUACGCGAAGGUGCUCGGGGACCUGCAGGAGGGCUACGAGCGCAAGCUGGAGGAGGAGCGGGGCAAGCGGGAGGACCUGGAGCGGCGGAUCCAGCACAGCCGGCGGAUGCACCACGAGACGAUGCUGGAGAUCCAGGAGGAGCAGAAGGAGGAAAUCCACAACUUGACCUGCGACAGCAAGAAGAAGGAGCAGGAGCUGACGGAGAAGGCUCUCAAGAGCAAGAGCGAGAUGAGCAUGAUCAAGAAGCGCAUCCUGGCCAACAAGAGCGACUACCAGAAGCACAAGGACGAGGAGGAGCGCAACACCCUCCAGAGCGAGCAGCUGAAGGGCGAGCAAGACAGCCUCCGCGCGGAGAUCGGGGCCAUGGAGCAGGUCAUCCGCGCCAAGGACGACCAGAUCGCCAAGCACGAAAAAACCAUCUACGACUACAAGAAGAAGAGCCAAGAGCUCGAGAAGUUCAAGUACGUGCUCGACCACCGCAUCAAGGACCUCAAGCGCCAGAUCGGCCCCCGCGAGGAGACCCUCACCGCCCUCAAGGUCAAGACCAACGACAUGGACCAGGAGCUCAAGCGCCACAACGCCAACAACUCGAAGCUGGCCGAGGCGGUCUCGGAGCUGUACUCCCACGAGCGGCUCAUGAAGCAGGACAUCGCCCGCCAGCGUGAGCGCAUCGCCAUCAAGAGCGUGCGCAUCAAGCAGUUCAAGGACCAGCUCUACCAGGCCGUGCAGUUCAUCCAGGACGAGCAGGAGCUGAAGCGGCAGGCCCGCGACCUGCACGCCAAGUUCGUGCAGGCCACGGUGCCCAUGGCCAAGGUCGACGAGGAGAUCGACCAGGAGGAGCGCAACCAGCUCAAGUUCCUCUGGAACUCGGUGCGCAUGCUCAAGAAGAACAUCGAGUCCGAGAUCCAGAUGCACAAGAACGUCAACACUAAGAUCAUGCGCGAGAACGUCCUCCUCAUCAAGGACAUCACCGACAAGCGCACCGCCGUCCGCGAAAAGAGCAAGUUCACCAAGCGCCCCGAAAGCACCGAGCUCAAGGCUGAGGUCCUCGAGCUCGAGACUCGCGUGGUCCUCUACCGCAAGAAGCUCGAGGAGAUCGAGCGCCGCAUCGAGGGCUUCGAGGCCCGCGAGAUGGAGAUCGAUUAG